AUGGGACUUUUAAGUAUCCUGAAGAAAUUACGUUCAAAUAAUGAGCGAGAACUGCGGCUCCUAUUAUUAGGGUUAGAUAAUGCCGGAAAAACAACGACUCUAAAACAGUUGGCGUCAGAAGAUGUGACUCAAGUGACUCCCACUGCAGGAUUCAACAUAAAAUCUGUUUUAUCUAGUGGCUUUAAGCUAAAUGUAUGGGAUAUUGGUGGUCAAAAGAAAAUUAGGCCAUAUUGGAGAAAUUACUUUGAAAAUACAGAUGUUUUGAUCUAUGUAGUAGACUGUUCUGAUCAUCAAAGGCUUCAAGAAACAAGCUUUGAGUUAGCUGAGUUACUGCAAGAUGAAAAGCUUCGAGGAGUGCCUCUUCUUGUAUAUGCUAAUAAACAGGAUUUAGCUACAGCUCUUCCAGCAAGUGAAAUAGCACAGCACCUGGGUUUACAUCUCAUUAGGGAUCGUACCUGGCAGAUACAGGCCUGUGUGGCCACAGAUGGCACUGGAGUGAAGGAGGGUAUGGAGUGGGUAUGUAAAAAUAUACCUGUAAAAAAAUAA
Pieris macdunnoughi is the source of this 546-nucleotide messenger RNA. The record is from the annotation of a GenBank genome assembly. Lineage: Eukaryota; Metazoa; Arthropoda; Insecta; Lepidoptera; Pieridae.